AUGUACAGUGUUUUGACAAAACCUCCGAUGCAAGGCUUUCUGGCCAAGCGUCUGCGAUUUCAUUUUGUUGGAGCAUUCGCUGUAUCCCUGGGGGUUGCAGCUUUCUAUAAGUUUGCUGUGGCUGAACCAAGAAAGAAGGCAUAUGCAGAUUUCUACAGAAAUUAUGAUUCCAUGAAAGAUUUUGAAGAGAUGAAGGUCGGUAUCUUUCAGAGUACAAAGUGA
Molecule: messenger RNA, 222 nt
Organism: Leptonychotes weddellii (Weddell seal)
Lineage: Eukaryota; Metazoa; Chordata; Mammalia; Carnivora; Phocidae
Source: RefSeq, a predicted model, not a curated record